AUCGACCCUGAAACUCAACCGACCGGCUCAACCAGCUCCUCCCUCUUCAGUCUUCCCCCUUCCCUUUUAACCUCCCCGCCAAUAUUUUCCCCUUUCCCUUCUUCAAACUCCAGGUCCAGCUGCCAAUUCAAUCAGUGUCCGAUCAAAUGAAACAAAAUACCAGGUCGACAAAUUGAACAGCCUUCUCGUACUUCAGAUUCACCCUCACCGGCCGCCGUAGGAAGCUGACGGGAUCUGCUACUGCUUUUCCACUUGCAGAGGGAGUCAACGCAUCGGCAAAUUCAGAUUUCGCAGCUCCAAAUUGACAGCGGGGGAGUAAUAUGGAGUCUCAAGGGCAACGUGGAAGUGGGAGCAACAGGCGCGUCGGAAGGUACGAGCUCGGGAAGACGCUUGGGGAAGGAGCUUUCUCAAAGGUCAAGCUUGCCAGGAACACCGAGACUGGGGAGACCGUUGCCAUCAAGAUCCUCGACAAGGGCAGGCUCCUCAAAUAUAAGAUGAUCGCUCAGAUUAAGCGAGAAAUAUCAACCAUGAAGCAAAUUCGACACCCAAAUGUCAUCCGUAUGCAUGAGUUAUCUUUCUCAUUCCAUCAUAGCUCAAAAGAGAAUUUGUCUGGUUCUUGGGAUUUCCUUUGGGAUCUUUCUCUUCUGCUUCAGGUGAUGGUAAGCAAGGAAAGGAUAUAUAUAGUCAUGGAGUUUGUGGCUGGUGGUGAGCUUUUCGACAAAGUUGCAAGAGGGAGGCUGAAAGAAGCUGCAGCAAGGAGGUAUUUUCAGCAGCUUAUAAAUGCAGUCGAUUAUUGCCACACUAGAGGUGUGUAUCAUCGAGACCUAAAGCUUGAGAAUCUGCUUCUAGAUGGUUCUCGAGUACUUAAAGUUGCGGACUUUGGACUUAGUGCAUUGCCUCAGCAGCUUAGGGGGGAUGGGUUACUUCACACAAUGUGUGGCACCCCGACUUAUAUUGCUCCAGAGGUAAUCUCCAGGAAGGGUUAUGAUGGAGCCAAAGCAGAUGUAUGGUCUUGUGGUGUGAUUCUUUUUGUCCUGAUGGCUGGCUACAUGCCUUUUCAUGAUUCGAACAUAUUGGCGAUGUACAGAAAGAUUUGUAAAGCUGAUUAUUCAUGUCCUCCUUGUUUCUCCACCAGUGGAAAGGAACUCAUUAAAAGGAUAUUGGAUCCCGAUCCAGCUACUCGAAUCAGUAUUGCCGAGAUUAUUGAAAAUGAAUGGUUUAAGAAAGACUACGAGCCACCUGUUUUUGAACAUGCUGACAUUAGCCUUGAUGAUGUGGACUCCUUCUUCAAUGAUUCAGCAGACACUCGGAAUCUCGUUGUGGCUCCUAUGGAUCCUUCUGAACUGAUCACUACAUCUCGGAGUCUCAAUCUCAGUAGUCCAUUCCAGAGGCAGAUGGGACUUGAUAAACGUGAAACUGGAUCUGCAUCAGAAAGAACUGCUAGUGACAUAAUGUCACAAAUUGAAGCAGCAGCAACAUCUCUGCGUUUUCACGUGAAGAAGAAUAACUUGAAGAUGACUCUUCAAGGAGAGAAGACAGGACCUAAAGGUCACCUGUCAAUUGCAGCUGAAAUCUUUGAGGUGGCUCCUUCUCAAUACACGGUCGAGCUUCGCAAGUCUGGUGGCGACGCCCUGCAAUUUCACAAGUUUUACAAGACCAUCUCGACUGGCCUGAAGGGUGUUGUUUGGAGAACAGUGGAUGAAGUGAAGGAAGAAGGGAACGUAUAGGUUGGAAGCACUAGUUGAAAAGGUGUGCAAUAUGACACUACUCUCUCCCUUUCCUCUGCAAGUGUGGAUCCUCACCAACCCAUGAUGAAGAUCAACUCGAGGUUCCUCAUUUUCAUUCCACUAUCAGUAUGAAAGCCUCCACAAUGAACUGUAUAAUCCAUUUCCGAAUCAGACCGACCAUUCGUUUCGACCGAAAGAUCAAGAAUCAGAAGGAUACUUUACACUGCAAGCUUAGAUAACAAUGGAUGGAAUGGAACCCUGGCAUCAAUAAUAUAGCUUCUAUUCUUACACGCGAACAUGCAAUACAACCAUAAAAAGAGAAUCCAACUUCUAAUGAGGGUAUAUUAUCACCCGCCUUAUCUAGCCUGACUGGUCAGUUGCAUCAUUGUUAUCACUUAACAGGACAAAAUUUCCACGAUAUGGUUUCGAAAUCUUAGAUCGUAAGGCAGCAGCAAUAAUGUUACUAAUGUUCAUCUUCCACCUCAUCCCGAGAAUCUGGUUGAAGAUUCAAGAUCUGGGAAACUACAAGCUUAGACAGCUCACUUAUUGUGGCGUGAACAUGGUCAUCGUCCGAAGACUGUAUGGGCCAUACUGGAGAUUGAGAUCUUGACCUGUUGUACUCGAUAGCAGCUACUCCUGUUCUUUUCGAUGUAGCCAGAACUUUCUCCAGGUCUGCCUGGGUCAUUGGACGUGGUUCCUGAUGUUUCUUGCCCUUCUUCUCCUCAUCUAGUAGGUCCCUGAUAGGAAAAUAAGCAGCCUUCUUGCAGAGUUCAAAAAUAUCAGAACCUGUGUAACCAUCACAAAGACUCGCUAUAUAGUUGAAGUCGAUGUUACGUUCAACACUCUCGUCCUUCAAAAUCACCUUCAAUAUUUCAGCCCUCUCCCUGCAAUCGGGCAUUCCAAUCUCAAAGGCCUGUGGAAGGCGUCGAAGUAUUGCCUCAUCGAGUUCAGAUGGACGAUUAGUAGCAGCUAGCACCAUCACUCUUGCAUUACCUACAUUAUAUUUUGAACUCACAAACCAUCCCACAAAGCCAUGAACUCAGUCUUCAUAUUUGUCAUUGCUUCCUGAUCUGAAGUACGGCGCUGUCCCAGAAAACUGUCUACCUCAUCAAUGAAUAUGAUAGCCGGCUGGAGUUUAUAAGCAAGGCUAAACACAGCAGCAACGAGCUUUUGAGCAUCACCAAACCACUUGCUCAUCAGAUUUGAAACCUUUACAUUGAUGAAAACAGCACCAGAUUCUUUUCCAAUAGCUUUAGCAAGCAUCGUCUUUCCUGUACCUGGAGGUCCAUAUAACAAUACCCCCUUCUGAGGACCCAGAAGCUUCCCGUGUGAAAAGAGUUCAGGCCUCCGAAGAGGAAGAAUAACAAGUUCAUAUAAUGCUUCUUUGAUGCUGUGUAAUCCGCCAAUAGAAUUGAAUUCUACAUCAAUGCUAUCAGGAUUUAUAACAUCACAAGCUAUCACAUCCUCGUAAGGAUUGGUCUGUAUAAGAGGACGACCCAGCCGCUUGGCGAUUUCCUUCUUCUGUUCAAGGGAUUUCUUCGCAGCAUCCUUAUUGGGGUCGAGAUGGCGGAGCCCGGCGAACAGGACAAGACAGCUCAAGGCGGCGCUCGCUGCGUACAGCAGCAGCUCCUGCAAGACCUUGGUCUCCGAUGAACCACCCAUUGACGGGAAACCCAAAAAAAAAAAAAAAAACAACAACCACCGAGUGAAUAAGAGGGAAAAUUUCAAGGGUCCUGAAACUGUGAUGAAUCUCUUGGGGAGGUGGGUGGUGGGAACAGCAAUUUGGUUUUUGAAGGAUGAGAUAGAGAAGAGGGAAGCCAAAGGGCAAAGGGGGGUUGGGGUUAUUUCGAUUGUUUCUGAAAUUCGUUCCUUCUUCUUGGGGACGAAGAAAC
Molecule: messenger RNA, 3619 nt
Organism: Linum tenue
Lineage: Eukaryota; Viridiplantae; Streptophyta; Magnoliopsida; Malpighiales; Linaceae
Source: the annotation of a GenBank genome assembly